AUGAGGCUGCAAUUCGGGCUCUUGGCCCUUUGGGCCAGUACAGCAAUGGCAGGAACCUGCCAGUCGGGUACCGUCGAAGGCCCCUAUACCGCUCAAAAUGUGGCCUUCGAUGUUAUCUGCGGCAAGGGGUUGACGGGUACGUCUUACACAACUCAGGCUUCUAUGAUGGCUGGGGCCAUUGAAGAGUGCAUGGUGGCAUGUGCAGUCGAUUCGUCGUGCAUUGCCAUAGUCUGGGAUAACAUAGGCAGCUGCUCUUUAUUCAGCUCAUAUAGUGCUAUGUACAGCGACUAUACCGAUAUAGCUAUCCGUCAGCAGCCAUCCACUUCGACAUCCGUGGCACCAUCGACAACUUCUUCUGCAGCGGUUACAUCAUCUGCGCCACCGCAAUGCCAAGCGGGCACCUAUACAAGCUCUACCGAUAAUGUGCAGUUUAAUACUGCUUGUGGAAGGUAUUACGUGGGCACUGAAAUCUCCAAUAGCGUCGCUGCUGAUCUGCAGGGGUGCAUGGAUAUGUGCGCGAGUGAUUCAAACUGCGUUGCAGUGUCUUUGUCGUACAGCGGAAAUGUCUGCCACCUCUUCAGUCACACUGAUUAUUCAACGCCCGAUGCCUCCUGGGAUCUGGCUGUUGUUUCAUCGCGGCCAUCUUCGACGUCUUCAACAUCUUCAGCUGAUUCGACAUCUUCUGUUGAUACAACAUCCGCAGCUGAUUCAACAUCUUCGGGUGACUCAACCUCCACGGCAUCCUCAGCGACAUCUUCAACACCUCCAGCUUGCCAAGAUGGUACCUAUAGUGGUACCAUCAAUCAGUUUACAAUAACAUGCAAUGCCUCGCCAAAUGGGUAUCAAACGCUAUCUAGUCUUGGAACUGGAUAUACCCUGGAGACAUGCUUGCAGGCAUGCGAUGUUGAUAGCCAAUGCGAUGGUGCCGUUUUCUCGGAGCAAAGCGGUUACUGCAUUGUAUAUCAGGGUGCCCUGUCAUCCACGUACUCCAGUGUAGGCGCUGAUUACAUUUACAAGAUGCCCGCAACAUCCUCAUCAUCUUCAUCAUCUUCAGUAUCUUCAACGACUUCAAUUUCCUUAACGUCUUCUACUACUUCUUCAUCCCCAUCGUCUACAACAUCAUCAGCACCACUGACCUGCGCUCAACUGGGUAGUACCUACACCGGUGCUUCCAAUACGGUAUUCGAAGUUACAUGUGGAGCGAUACUGGGAGGCUCUCCCUCUUCAAAUACUCAAGUCAACAGCGUUGAGCAAUGUAUGGAUUUAUGCCAAAUUGAUCCGACUUGCCUUGGAGUAUCAUUCUUUGGCUCGAUGAAUCGCUGCUACUCGGCUACUGUGUAUGUCGGUUCAAGCGCGGCUCCUCCUUAUGAUGUGGCUAUCAUCCCAGCCCGAUUACCUUCAACAUCUUCAACAUCUUCAGUCGAUUCAACCUCAACAUCCGCAAAAUCUGCCUCAUUGACAACUGUAGGAUCUUCAACUGAAACCUUUACAUCCCCAUCGUCUGCAUCUACAUCAACUGUAUCUACAUCAUCUACAUCUACGUCGUUUACAUCCACAUCAACAACGUCUAUAUCAGCUAUAUCUUCAUCCUCUACACCUAUAUCCUCGUCAUUUACAUCGCCUACAUCCGCAUCAUCUACGUCUAGAUCUUCAGAUACAUCGUCUUCAACUACGUCAUCUAUGGCUACAUCGUCUACGUUCACGUCUCUUACAUCAGCAUUUAUGUCUUCGUCAGCUACGUCAUCUGAGGUUACGUCUGCCACAGCUACAACAUUUAUAACUACAUCACUUACGACUACAACAUCCACCCCAUCUACACCCGCAUCCAUCUCUACAACUUUACUGACAUCAUCAGAGCCCAACACCUCAGAAUCCACGUCAUGGUCCGCAUCUACUCUGAAGCCUGAAACACCAACCUCAGCAGAAUUAUCUGUCCUUUCCUCUAUUGUGACCUCUACUGCAACAUUAACUAUCGAGACCUCCACCGUUUUGACCUCUGCGAGAACCGAGAACCCAAGCUCUGAGACGUCCGCAAAUGAGACUACCACUAUGUCUCUUAGUUCUAAAGGAUCGGAAGCAAGCUCGAGCAGAACCAGUCAAACCACAACAGAGACAGAGUCCACAGUACUAUCCACCCAACAACCGACCUCACCAGUCAGAAGUGUUUCACCAUCGGAAUCUUCAACCUCAGCUUCUUUGACUAUAUCGACGACUUCAACAACUCCCUCUACAAGCCCAAGAAAUAUCCAAGUUCUUGAUGGUUAUGAUUUUGUCGCCUGUCUACGAUCCGAUGAGGGAUUUCCAACUUUUACAGAGGUAUCAACCCAGGCCAACAUGACCACAGAGAUCUGUGUUAAGUUGGCUGCUGGAAGCAUUUAUGUUGGCGUCUAUGAAGAGACUUGCUAUAAGGCUGAUUCCCUCGCUGGAUCUGAAGUUGUUGAGGAUGAGCGCUGUGGCCUCCGGUGUCCUGGCAAUCCCACUCUAUUCUGUGGAGGCACUACUGGCGGUGCAGCGGCCUCCUCUUCUUCCUCUCCUUCUUCCAACUCAUUGUCUUCUUCUUCUCCUUCUUCAGGGGCUUCACAGGCUUCAGGAACACGGGCCUUAUCAUCAACAUCCGGGUCAAUUGCUCAGAUAAGCUACACGCAGUCAGUCCCCUCUUCUUCAAUAUCAUCUCGAGCAACUGCAGCAUCACUAUCGAUUUUCGAGUCGGGAUCAAUCUCUAGCACUCCAUCUCCAACAAAACCCGGCCUUAUCCGAACCAUUCACGUCACCAGGGAUGUCACUUACACAGAGAUAGUCAUUGCAGAGACAGUGACCACUGUCUCAUAUGUCACUAUUGACCCAAGUCAGCCAGAGGUUUUUAUCACUACUUGUAUACCGGUAACGCUGCAAUAUACUCCCUGCAAUUGCGAUCACCAAGAAUAUCCGCCAGUAGAUAUGACCACCAUUACUUCGUCCUGCGACGCCUGCGGCUAUCAGGGCCAAGAUGUUCUCACCAUGGUGGUUCCAGUUGCUGCUUGUGAGAGUGACAAACCUUCCGGUUGGAUCGAGGGUGAGGCUUGGAACCACGGAUAUCCUGACUACAUUGAAGGUCAUCAGACUUACGCUGGCAAUGCAGCAGGUGUCGAAUCUCAACCUCAACCGACACAAGGAAAACAGAAUGGCGAGGGACAGGACUACGAGAAUGGAUCUACAGAUAUUGAAGCCGCGAUUGAGGGAUCAGGAGGGGAAGUGCAGAACAAACAGCCAACACAAGUGAUGCAGAAUGGCAAGGGACCGGAUUAUAAGAACAGACCCUUCAGUACCAAAGCCGCAUCUCAGAGACCAGAGGAUGAAGCACCAAACGAAAAGACUGCCAACCCCCUGCCAACACAAGGCCAGCAAAACACGAACCGACCAGGUGAUGAGAACGACCAAUCAUCUAUUGCAGUCGAAACUUCGGCAGAGCAUAAUGCCAAGAACGGGCCCAUCGUCUCAGCCUCCCAACCCAGUAACGCACUGAAUCCGCCCAAGCCCCUGCCUCCACAUGAUCAGCAACUUUCUUCUUCUGACGGACUCCCAAUCGAAACAAGUGUUGUGUCAUCUCUGGGACCUGACACUCCUACUAGUCCUUCUCAAUUAGUACCUGUUCACGGACAUCAUCCAGCUGUCUCGACGACGUUUGCUACCGAGAUAGAAAUUACUAAAGAGGCCGAGGCAUCUGAGUCGACACAUAGCCUCAAUCCUUUGGAACAUGGGGAGGCUUCAUCUAUCCCAUCGAUAGUUUCUUCAUCGGAAGGAUACAGACAUCAUAUCAUGUACUGGAGUAUGAUGGUUGUGAUAGUCGGAGUGGUGCAGUUACUUUAG
This is a messenger RNA of Fusarium mangiferae, 3846 nucleotides long. RefSeq lists its product as uncharacterized. Lineage: Eukaryota; Fungi; Ascomycota; Sordariomycetes; Hypocreales; Nectriaceae. The transcript has 4 exons. The record is from RefSeq and is a predicted model, not a curated record. Bases 1 to 3846 code for a protein of 1281 amino acids.